CAUCCCUCAUCCCUUCUCUUGUUAUGGUUGGUUGUGGGAGGAGCUCGCAGGUAUCAUGUGAUUCCAGCAGCCUGUCAUACGGGUACUCAGUUGUCCUGCGCUCCUCUGCUCUUGAACGCACCACGCUUCUUCCUCCUCUGCAGAAAACACCGAGAGGACCAGUUCAUAGCAGCAGAUGCAUCAUUUACUGACUGUUGUUUUCGACUGAAGAAAACAGAGCACUGUCCCGGGCACUGAAACGGUGGAGAUGAUGGAGACAGACAGAAAGAAGAACAUGUCAGCUUGCUGCGCAGCGAAGUGAAGCUUUGAAUAUCUUCGAAUAUUACUCACCGAAGCUUCGAAGAAUGAAUCGGUCCCAGGAACCAGGUGAGGAGCAGGAGCAGGUGAUUGCGAUGGUAUGUCAGGAGGCUGACCUGAAAGAUGGACAGAUGAAGGAAGUGACUGUGGGGGAGCAGAAGGUGUUGCUGGUGCGUACUCGGGGUCAGUACAGUGCUGUUGGAAGCCGGUGCACUCAUUACAAUGCUCCUCUAGCCAAAGGAGCACUGGUUGGUGACAGAGUGAGAUGUCCCUUUCAUGGUGCCUGUUUUAAUGUGAGAACUGGAGACAUCGAAGAGUAUCCUGGUCUGGACAGUCUGCCUAGUUAUAAGGUAAAAGUUGAGGAUGGAAAGGUGUAUGUUUCCAUCAACAAAAAUACUCUGAAGGUGACAAGACGGGUGAAGGAGAUGUGCAGCAUGGCGCCAGACGUCAAACACACUAUUCUGCUGAUAGGGGGAGGCCCUGCCGCGCUGGUUUGUGCUGAAACACUGCGGCAGAACGACUACCAAGGUCGAAUCAUCAUGGUGACCAAAGACAGCCUGCCUCCAUUUGACAAGCCCAAACUGAGCAAGUCUCUGAAUGCGGAGAUCAGCAGCAUCCUCCUCCGACCAAGUGACUUCUAUCAGCAGUACGGGGUCGAGGUCUGGACACAGAAGGAGGUGGUGUCGGUGAACCCGGCUGAUAAGGCGGUGAAGUUGAGUGACGGCUCUUUGCAGCGUUACGACCAGCUUCUCAUCUCAACCGGCUGUAGAGCGCGGCCGCUGAAUUGUCCUGGUUGGGACCUGAAGGGAGUGAAGUUGCUGCAGAGAUAUGAAGACGCCAAAGAGAUUCAUGAAUCCUGUCUGGGCCAGAAAGCUGUUGUGAUCGGAGCCUCCUUCAUAGGUAUGGAGGUGGCGUCCUACUUGUCAGGCAAAGCUGCCAGUGUGGCCAUGGUCGGCACCUCCAGACACCCGUAUGAGCAGUCACUGGGGCCAGAGAUCGGCAAAAUGAGUAUGCAGAUGUUGGAGGAAAAACAUGUAAAGUUCUACAUGAAUGAUGGAGUCACUGAGAUCCAAGGGGAGAACGGCAAGGUGAAGGGGGUGAUGCUGAAGAGUGGUGUAUUCCUGGAGGCCGAUGUGGUGAUUGCCGGAAUUGGUGUAAUCCCCAAUUCAGACUUUUUGGCAGGAAGCGAGGUGGAAGUGGAUUCAAGGAAAGCUGUGAUUGUUGACAAGUUCAUGAGAACCAAUAUACCAGAUAUUUUUAGCGCUGGAGAUGUCACCUCUUUCCCUCUGACCAUUCGUGGAGACCAAAGGGUCAACGUUGGUCACUGGCAAAUGUCACAAGCUCAAGGAAGAGUAGCUGCGCUAAACAUGCUGAAGAAACCAACCAAAUGUGAGUCUGUUCCUUUCUUCUGGACUGUGUUACUUGGGAAGAGUAUCCGAUACACAGGCUAUGGAGAAGGAUACACAGAGGUCAUAUUCAAAGGCAAAGUGGAAGAAAGGAAGUUCCUGGCGUUUUACAUCAAAGACGAGGUGGUGGUAGCAGCGGCCAGCCUGAUGUUCGACCCCGCUGUGGCUCGUCUCGCAGAACUGAUGGCUACGGGGCAGAUCUUAACAAAGGCACAGGCUCAGGCUGAUGACCUGAGCUGGCUGCAGAUGUAACCAGAGGCCUGCUGCAUAUAUAACACCUCUCAGUGACGAAGGAUGUCGCCUUUCUCUCUUUUGUUCAACUCUCCAUCACCUGUACUCAUUCAAGUUUUAACUACAGCCGUACUCAAAGUGGGUCGUCUAAAUCAGUCAUUCCCAAAGACUGGGCCGGGACCUGCAGGUGGAUCGCAGGAGAUUUUAUUAGGGUCGCCAAAUACAUUUUCAGAUUUUCUUCUGUAGUCUUUUAUUUAAGAUGUAUGAAUGUUCGUAUUGUUCUGAUAAUUGUAGCCUACUUGAAUCUAAUAUGAAAGCCAGCGUACAUUGUUUGUUUUACUGAUGAGGAAAAACACGAGAGCCUGUUAGCUCCGCUUAAAUGCAUUUAUUUGGUCUCAUUUAUAUUAUUAUAUUAUUUAUAAGUAUAUAAUAUUUGUAUAUGUUUUCAAUACCACAUGCAUAAAAAAGUUUCAAGAUAAUAUAACGCUCGUUUACGCACAA
Sebastes umbrosus (honeycomb rockfish) is the source of this 2435-nucleotide messenger RNA. RefSeq names its product apoptosis inducing factor mitochondria associated 4 (gene aifm4). The transcript is spliced from 20 exons. NCBI's taxonomy places the organism in Eukaryota, Metazoa, Chordata, Actinopteri, Perciformes, Sebastidae. The coding region runs from base 345 to 1955 and encodes 536 amino acids. The record is from RefSeq and is a predicted model, not a curated record. Gene Ontology annotation, cellular component: cytoplasm. Gene Ontology annotation, molecular function: flavin adenine dinucleotide binding; 2 iron, 2 sulfur cluster binding; oxidoreductase activity, acting on NAD(P)H.